GUCGUGACCCCGGAAGGACUCCGCCUCCCGCAGCCGGAGGUGCGGGCGGGCGGGCGCGGGAGGGCGCGCGGGCGACCGGCUGCGGAGAGGACCGCGCUCCGAGCGCGGGGCCGAGCGGCGCGGCAGAGAACGGGGUCUCGAUAUGUACCUCUGCCUGGCCUAGAACUCACCUUGUAGACCGCACUGAUCUCAAACUCAUAGAACUGGAACCAAAGGCAUGAAUCAUCACACCUGGCAAGAACUGAGGUUUGCAUCUUUCAUGGAUAAAGCAACCAGAAAUCCCCGUGGCUGAUUCAUUUCUGUUUCAUUGAAUUAAGAUUGGACAGAGGCAUCAUGUCAGAAGAAACAGUCAGCAAACCACAGUUCUCCUUGAAGACAUCAGCAGUAAAAGUGUUUGGUCUCCCUGUGUCUUGGUACUACUCUCUUUCCCAGAUCAAAUUUUCACCAGCAGCUAAAAAGUUGUUUAUAUUCACUGCUGUGAGUACUAUAUCUGUAAUUUUUCUGGCUCAUCACUUUAAAAGAAGACGUGGAAAGAAGAAAGGAAAAAUACAGCCGUGGGAACCAGAGCACCUCAUACUUGAGCAGACUAAAAGAGCAGCAUCAGAUAAAGGCUCAAGUUGUUCCAGUAGUAGACAAAAUUUGACCUUGUCAUUAAGUUCCACCAAAGACAAAGGAUCUCAACCUUGUCACUUCGCUAAUGGAGGACUUUUCAGCAAAUACUCGGAUUCUGCCCAGAGCUUAGCCUCUGUCCAGAGUGUUAACUCCUGUCACAGCUGUGCUUGUGGAAAUUCAAACUCCUGGGACAAAGCAGAUGAGGAUGACAUCAAGCUUGUUAACAUUCCUGUGACCACCCCUGAGAACUUGUACUUGAUGGGCAUGGAGCUGUUUGAGGAGGCGCUGCGCCGGUGGGAACAAGCUCUGACCUUUCGCAGUAGACAGGCUGAAGAGGAAGCCUGUAGCUCUGUUAAACUGGGAGCCGGAGAUGCCAUUGCAGAAGAAAGUGUGGAUGAUAUUAUCAGUUCAGAAUUCAUCCAUAAACUUGAAGCUCUGCUUCAAAGAGCAUAUCGUCUCCAAGAAGAGUUUGAAGCUACCCUUGGGGGAUCUGACCCCAAUUCCCUUGCAAACGAUACUGAUAAAGACACAGAUGUGAGCAUGAAGGAGAAUAUGGAUGACUUUGGCCUGCAAGACACCUUGAACAUUGAAUCAGCAGAUCUCUUUGCUUCAACAACAGAGCUUACAGAACAUGGAGAAGCACAGCACACCUACAGCCUGGAAUCUUUUUGUCGCUGCCCUUUUUAUGAAGAAGCCAUGCAUUUAGUUGAAGAAGGAAAAAUUUACACCAGAGUACUGAGAACUGAGAUGCUGGAGUGCCUUGGAGACAGUGAUUUUCUCGCCAAACUUCACUGUAUUCGGCAGGCUUUUCAGCUAAUCCUUUCAGAAGCGGACAACAGGACAUUCCUUGCAGAAAGCGGAAGGAAGAUUUUGUCAGCUUUAAUUGUGAAAGCACGGAAGAAUCCAAAGAAAUUUGAAGAUGUUUUUGAUGAAAUGAUCUAUUUUUUAGAGCAGACUGAUCACUGGGCUAGUACUGAGAUGGAACUUGCUGCCAGAGGGGUGAAAAAUUUAAAUUUUUAUGAUGUGGUUCUGGAUUUUAUAUUGCUGGAUUCCUUUGAAGAUUUAGAAAACCCGCCGACAUCCAUACAGAGUGUAGUGAACAAUCGCUGGCUCAACUCUUCCUUCAAAGAAACCGCUGUAGCAUCAAGUUGUUGGUCGGUGCUGAAACAGAAAAGGCAGCAGAUGAAGAUUUCAGAUGGAUUUUUCGCCCAUUUCUAUGCCAUUUGUGAGCAUAUAAGCCCUGUCUUAGCCUGGGGCUUCUUGGGUCCUAGAAAUUCUCUCUAUGACUUAUGUUGCUUCUUUAAGAAUCAAGUUCUUUUCUUUCUCAAAGACAUCUUUGACUUUGAGAAAGUGCGCUAUUCAAGCAUAGACACGUUGGCGGAGGACCUUAUGCGUCUACUCAUCCGCCGCACAGAACUGCUGGUUGCCUGCCUUGGUGCAGAUGCCCUGAGGCAUGCCACUACCUGUACUACUGGACACUGCCAUGCCGUGCCCACAGCUCUGUUAGAAGCCAAAGUGCAAUAAGUGCAGAAGAGCUUUGCAGAUGCCAUCAGGACUUUAGGAACUACUGACUUAGUGAGGUAUGCCUCAGAACCCACAAAAUUGAUGAUGUGGACUCAGGGAGGAAGAAAAAAAGUUCACAGAAGGUGAUUGUACUGAGCUUAUUCGGCAGCUCUGUCAUUGAAUCCACAUGAUGUAUCCAGAGAGCUGUUUCAGUAAUCUUUAGGUGAUAGUUUAAGUUGUAAACUGUUACUUAUGUUUUGGCUUUUGCUUGAAUUGAAGCCAAUGCUGUAGGAGUUAAUUGUCUUCACACUAUCUGGAAUGUCCAGUAUCAUUCUCAGAACGUGUCUUGACACUUUGCUCCUUGAACAUACACUAGCUCAAGAUGAUUGUGGUUCACAUGUGAUUUAACGACUUCUAGUGUCAAUAUACUUAACUUUGCCUGAAAUGUGUUCAUAACCAUAGUUACUUCGCUGUUCAGUCGCGUGUAGGCAGUAGAGGUGUUUCACUGCGCUGUUCACCUGCUGCUUGUAUAUUUGCUUAUGUAUUUCAAUCAAAAACUAGGAUCACAGAGGGUUGGUGUACAGAACUCGGUGAAAACUGACCAGUUUAUAGAGUACACCCUGUGGAGGGCUUGGUAGUUUCCGGAGUAUGUUACGACCGUCCUGGAAGCGAGAGUACACUGAAGGAUUUUUAUCUUCUUAUAAAAUGGAGCAUUUUCCCUCACAGGAAUAUUAAAUUUGAAAAUAUAAUUUGCCAAAAAAAAUUAAAAAUGUAUCCUCACUUAACUGUAACUUUGAGGCUGGCUUAAGGCAUUAAACUUCAUAGAAUAAGAUAACUACCUUUCUGUUUCCACAAAACAAACCUGUAAUCAUCUAUACAAAGCAUUCAGCACACUAGAACUUUGACGUGUUAUGAGCAAAUUUUAAAACUAUUCAUACUUUGGGCUUGGGUUUUAAAGGAAUUUUCCUCUCAGAUAUAGAACACAGAUAUUUUAAACGAUAUGGGAGUGUGUUUUAUAUCCUUAAGAUAUGCAUAUGAACAAGUGGGCUGUUACUAUAAGUAAGCUUCAAAGUAUAUAUUUUCAAGGCCUCAUUAGUUUUGCUUUAUCAUGUUUUCACCAGUGGAUCAGAUUUGCUGUCCUCAAGUGGGCUUAAAUUCACUUAAGAGUGAGUUAUAUAGAAGGAUUUGAAAUGUGUUUUUUUAAAUGCAUUUUUGGAUUAAAGUGCCUAGAUUAAGGUUAUUGAUGAGAAAGUAAUAAGAAGUGAAAAGAAGUUUAAUUUUUUAAGAUUUUAAAUGUAUAUAUACAUCAAAGUUAUGUAAAUUAAUUACAAGAUGUAAAAGUUAGACUUGUGCCAUUUGUGUGUACAGGCUCUUAGGGCCUUAAAUGUCUGUUUUAACUAGACAGCGCCUUGCCUUCUAUAUCAUUUCUUGGUUUCCUGGUUUCCUAGUUUCCUACCCAUGUCACAGUAGAUGUUUUCACCUUCUGAGAUGUCAGUAGAUAUGACACACUCGCGUGCCUGCACACGCCUGUUAGCACAUAAGCAACACAGUUAUGGAUUUUAUUGAUUUAUUCAUUGGAGAGCUAAAUGUUUCGUGCUGUGAUUUUAAUAAACAGCUGUAAGUGAGCUACCUUUUGGGGGAAAAUACUCCUUGAAAUAGUUUUGAAGAAUUGCACUGUAAAACAGGAAUGCUGCAAGGACGUGAGAUAGCCUUGGUGGGUGGCCUUUCCGAAACGUGUUUCAUUUCUCCCUGGUUUUGUGUUUGUUUGUUUUUUCAGACAGGCUUACUCUGUGUAGCUCUGUCCUGGAACACUUUGUAGAGCAGACUGGCCUUGAACUCACAGAUACCCAUCUGCCUCUGCCUCCAUAGUUCUGGGAUUAAAGGUGUGUACCACCACAACUGGCAGUUUCUCCCUGUUUUUCAACCUCAGUUAAAAAAAAUAAAAUAAGAGCUGGAGAGAUGGCUCAGUGGUUAAGAGCAUCAUCCGCUCCUCCAAAGGACCCAGGUUCAAUUCCCAUUUCCACAUGGCAGCUCAAAAACUGUAACACUAAUUUCAGGGGAUCUCACACCUUCAACACUAAUGCAUAUAAAAUUAUAUAAAUCAUUUAAAAUAUUUAAAAAUAAAAUAAAAUGCCCACCUUCAAGAAAGGGUUGAUUUGUCAAACUCAGUGCUUAAGUUUGAUUAGUUUCUGGUGAGCUAAUUAACUAGAAUACUAACAAGAUACUUUCUUUGUGGCCUUUGACAAAAGAGAUAAGAAUGACCAAAUAGAAUUUGGGAGCAAUAAAUGUAGGAGAAAAAUAUUUUGAGGAAGUGGGGUGUACCAUUUUAAAGGAAAAUGUCUUUUUAAAAAGAACAUCUCUGACUUUUGAAAAUAUUUAUGCUAUACAUACUAGUUUUUAUUUGCCUUAAAAUUAAACAAAGAAGCAGUGCUUUAAAAGAUAAAAAUACAGGAUCAAACUAGGCUAGAGCCUAUUAGGGAACAAAGAAAAGGUCAGCCUAAUUGGACUCACGGCCUUGACUGAAGCUAGCCUGCACAUGCAAGGUCUGAGCAGGCAGAGAGCGAGUCCUGAGAGAACGGCCUAGUCCUCUUUCCUGACGCAAAAAGGAUAAACAUUCAGCUGAUUUCUUUUCCUUUAUUUGUUUCUUUCUCUGUGUUCUUGUUCAACUAAAAAGAUAGUAUUUCUUCCCAAAGGUUAACAGCGUGUUCCUGAAAUGUCAAAGCAGAGCUGUCUCUUUAUAAGAAGCCAUUUUUUAAUUCUGUGAAAGUCAGCUCCAAAGAGCCGUAUCUGUCGCCUGAAAUAAUACUCAUCACUUGCAUCUAUUCACCAUGAUUCUGUCGGCUUGCUGAGUUAGCUGACUAUAGAAAGUAUUUACAGAUGUUUCCUGGCUUCAACUUCCCGCAGUGAGCCUGGAAAUGAGCAAUGCCAGAGGAGGGCGCGCAGAGCGGUGGUCAGCUGCCCUGUGGCCUGUCAUGACCAGAGCUGUCAGUUAUGUUUAUAACUCUUGUUUCUAUUUUUAAUAUGAACAUGGAUUCAGAAAUUAAUUGGGCUGUAAUUUCAAACUGACUAUGAGAAUUAGGCUGAUUUAAAACCUGUAAAAUUUUUAACUAAGAAAUAUGUAUGUGAGAAGUAAAUGUUUAUAUUAUCUGUGAUAAGUGAAAAUAGGAAAUGCUUUGUUCUUCAUGAUUAUAUCAUUUUACUGUCUCCUUGACUGAGCUCAGCAAGUCUGUUUCUUCAGUGUGAAAACUAAACUCAUUAAUCUGUGUAAAGGUGAAGCGCCGCAAGAGCAGACAGCAGGGCUGGCCUCCAACAAGUGCUGGGUGGAGCGUGUUUCUGUUCCAGCCAGCUGAAGAAGUGAUGGGAUCCUAGUGAUAUGCUUCGUGCUUUAAGUAACGUUUUCUAGGACUCAACAAGUGCCUCAGCAGGCCUGCCCUUUGGCCUGAGGCCACACACGGAGGCAGAGACAGGCCACUCUAGCACUGACAUCAAAAGUACAAUAUUGCUAAAUAUUUUCCUGUGCUAACAUGGAAAUAAAAACAGAAUUAUGGUGGAUAAA
Meriones unguiculatus (Mongolian gerbil) is the source of this 5671-nucleotide messenger RNA. RefSeq names its product mitoguardin 1 (gene Miga1). The record is from RefSeq and is a predicted model, not a curated record. The transcript has 16 exons. The coding region runs from base 334 to 2136 and encodes 600 amino acids. Gene Ontology annotation, biological process: mitochondrial fusion. NCBI's taxonomy places the organism in Eukaryota, Metazoa, Chordata, Mammalia, Rodentia, Muridae.